Bufo bufo (common toad) is the source of this 3447-nucleotide messenger RNA. It is a transcript of the gene NTN1, whose product is annotated as netrin 1. The coding region runs from base 301 to 2115 and encodes 604 amino acids. Gene Ontology annotation, molecular function: protein binding. The transcript has 7 exons. NCBI's taxonomy places the organism in Eukaryota, Metazoa, Chordata, Amphibia, Anura, Bufonidae. The record is from RefSeq and is a predicted model, not a curated record.
AGGGAAAGACAGUCACCAAAAACUUCUCAUCUGUGCAGAAGGAUGUGAGGAUUCACUCUGCAGAUUGGCUGAUUCUUCUCAUCAUCCUCAGUCUCCAAAGCUCAACCACCCCAUGCUGCACAGCCUGCCCUGAGUGGCCACCAAAAUCGAUUCUUCUUCUUUUUUUUUUUAUAGCGUGACUUUUACUUUUUUGAACUUUUUUACCCCCCACCCCCAUUUGCAUCGUCUCUUAAUUUAAUUCUAAGGAGUACAGGCCAGUGGAAGGAUCUGUGGUCAAGGCAGGGUUAAGCUGACUCGAAGAUGAUGCUGAGAGGACAGUUUUUGCUGUUCGUGCUAGUUUCUUUGUCCUGUACCGCUCAAGAAAGUAGAGGAGGAUAUGGGAUGAAUAUGUUUUCCAUCCAGACACCACAGCCUGAUCCAUGUUACGAUGAGAACGGGAACCCUAGGAGAUGUAUUCCAGACUUUGUCAACUCAGCUUUUGGCAAGGAAGUAAAAGUGUCAAGCACCUGCGGGAAGAACCCUUCAAGGUAUUGUGUUGUGACAGAAAAAGGGGAGGAUAGGUUCAGGAACUGCCAUUUUUGCAAUGCUUCGGACCCUAAAAAAGCUCAUCCACCCUCCUUUCUAACUGAUCUCAACAACCCCCACAACCUCACCUGCUGGCAAUCGGAGAACUAUAUUCAGUAUCCUCAGAACGUCACCCUGACCUUGUCCUUAGGGAAGAAGUUUGAGGUGACUUACGUGAGUCUUCAGUUCUGUUCUCCAAGACCAGAAUCCAUGGCUAUCUUCAAGUCAAUGGACUAUGGGAAAUCUUGGGUACCAUUUCAGUUCUACUCAACUCAAUGCAGAAAAAUGUACAACAAACCCAAUAAAGCAGUCAUUACGAAGCAGAAUGAACAGGAGGCUAUCUGCACAGAUUCUCAUACAGAUAUGUACCCACUCUCUGGAGGCUUGAUAGCCUUCAGCACCUUGGAUGGUAGACCUUCUGCACAUGACUUUGAUAAUUCCCCAGUCCUUCAAGACUGGGUGACAGCCACGGACAUCAAGGUGGUAUUUAGCCGUCUUCACACUUUUGGGGAUGAGAAUGAAGACGACUCUGAAUUGGCCAGAGACUCUUACUUUUACGCUGUUUCUGACCUUCAAGUUGGGGGUCGAUGUAAGUGCAACGGACAUGCAUCCAGAUGCGUCAAGGACAGAGACGACAACCUGGUGUGCGACUGCAAGCACAACACUGCUGGACCUGAGUGUGACCGUUGCAAACCUUUCCACUACGACAGACCUUGGCAGCGGGCAACAGCACGAGAGGCCAACGAGUGUGUGGCCUGCAACUGUAACCUGCAUGCUCGCCGCUGCCGUUUCAACAUGGAGCUCUUCAAGCUGUCAGGUCGCCGGAGCGGAGGGGUCUGCUUGAACUGCCGGCAUAACACGGCCGGCCGUCACUGCCACUACUGCAAGGAGGGUUACUACCGGGACAUGACCAAGCCCAUCACCCACCGAAAGGCUUGUAAAGCCUGCGACUGCCAUCCGGUUGGUGCGGCCGGCAAAACCUGUAAUCAGACCACAGGGCAAUGUCCUUGCAAAGAUGGUGUGACUGGUAUAACGUGCAAUCGAUGUGCCAAGGGUUACCAGCAGAGCCGCUCGCCCAUUGCCCCCUGCAUAAAGAUACCAGUAGCUCCUCCCACGACGGCGGCGAGCAGCACAGAAGAACCGGGCGACUGUGACACCUACUGCAAGGCGUCCAAAGGAAAGCUGAAGAUCAACAUGAAGAAGUAUUGCAAGAAGGACUACGCGGUUCAGAUCCAUAUCUUAAAGGCAGACAAAGUAGGAGACUGGUGGAAAUUCACAGUCAAUGUCAUCUCGGUCUAUAAACAAGGAACCAAUCGAAUCCGAAGAGGAGACCAGAACCUAUGGAUCCGUUCCAAAGACAUCGCCUGCAAGUGUCCAAAACUCAAGCCUAUGAAGAAGUAUCUGCUCCUGGGCAACGACGAGGACUUACCUGACCAAAAUGGGGUGGUGGCAGACAAGACCAGCUUAGUCAUACAGUGGAGGGACACAUGGGCAAGAAGACUGAGAAAAUUCCAACAGCGAGAAAAGAAAGGAAAGUGCAAGAAAGCCUAGAGGCUUCGAAGAAUGAGGGCCCUCGAAGGAGAAUCCAGAGUUAUGUAGAAGAGUGAGGGAGGACCGUAAUUGCUGCUUGCUGUAGAGUCUGGAGCAGAUAGGUUUAUCGAUUAGGAUUUUAAAAACUUUUUUUUUUCAAUAUUUUCCCAGAAGGCGGCUGGAGACUCGCUUUUCGAAGCUGGUCAUUGAUAGAUGAGGUGGAAAGGACGAGGGAGGGUCACUUAAUUAUGGAACUGAUGCCUUUUGCACCUAAUAUGUAGAGUUGAUUCACAGAUCACGGGACAGAGAGAAGGGACCAGGGACGGGAAGGGGAGGUGGGGGGUGGGGUGAGACUGGGCUUGGGGGAAAGAGUCGUUGCAGAGAGAUUUAUGGCCAUGCAAGCUGUGAAAUUUGCACCUGUUCGGUAUCUCCUACGUUGUGAGUCAUUAAUUGUAAAAACAUUUCUCACGUUCUGAAAAGUCAAAGCCCUCUGGCUUCAUUUCCAUUGACAUGGAAUGGGGAUAGACAACCCCUCCUAGCAGUUUAGUAACCUGUAAAAACACCCCUGAGGGCGGGGAUUAUUUUUGUUUAUAGCCACACUGCAACCAAGCACAGACAAAAGGGUUAACGCGGCGCUAUUCUUGAUAUUUGGUAUUAACGUUCCUGCCACCCCAAUCAUUGUACAUUUUUUAUUUUUUCUUACUCUCCAAUAGGUGCUGACUGCUAGGUAAGAAAAAAACCUAGGAAAAAAAAUUAAUUUGUAAAAAAAAAUCCAAAUCCUAACAUUUUAAAAUAUGUAUAUCGUUGGAAUAACUUGUUUUUUUUUAAAAGAAAAAUCUUUAUGUUGUGUUUUUGUACAUGUUUAAUAACCCCCCAUUACCCAUUCACCCUGUACAUAGCAAUGCAUACAGGAUUGACAGUAUUAGCCGGUCAGGACUGGGGUGGGAGGGGAUUAAAGUCAAUUUGUCAGCAGAGAUUAUUAUAUAUAUACUGAUUUAAGAAAAAUAUAUAUGGAGUUGAAAUAGCUUGUGUUUAGACCCAGAGGUCCAGGACACGUGUUUUUUUUUGUGUUUUUAAUAUGCUCCUUUUUAGAGGGGUUUCAUUAUCUACAUUAAGCCCCCUUGGCACAUGAUUACCAUUAACUGAAAGCUAGUUUUAGUUUUGGGUAACCGGGCCCAACCGUCUUCUCGAGUAAUCAAUGGUGGACCUGGCGCUGGUCACCAUUCUGCUUAUAAAUAUACAAGGAACUGGUGACAUCCAAAAGGACUUGUAUAUCGUUGGUGUCCCCAAAGUAGGGAGCGUGGAAAGAUGUUCCAAAUGGAGAUGUUUUCCUAUUGAUCCCCCCCCUUCAAA